Molecule: messenger RNA, 3335 nt
Organism: Diceros bicornis minor
Lineage: Eukaryota; Metazoa; Chordata; Mammalia; Perissodactyla; Rhinocerotidae
Gene: TCIRG1
Product: T cell immune regulator 1, ATPase H+ transporting V0 subunit a3
Exons: 20
Coding region: 754-3249 (831 amino acids)
Biological process (GO): vacuolar acidification; proton transmembrane transport
Cellular component (GO): vacuolar proton-transporting V-type ATPase, V0 domain; plasma membrane; vacuolar proton-transporting V-type ATPase complex
Molecular function (GO): ATPase binding; proton-transporting ATPase activity, rotational mechanism
Source: RefSeq, a predicted model, not a curated record
GGGCUGUGAGGCCCUCUGGGGAUGGAACCCAGCCCCUCCUGCCCACCCUUCCCUGUCCAGGGCCCAGCCCGUCCGCUGCCUCUGGGCCUUCUCUCCUCUCCCGGGCUGGGGAUGGGGCUGUGUUCCCUAUUUAGACUUAAGUAGACCAGGCCAGGGGGAGGAAGUGACCAGCAGGGUAGGCUCCGUCUGGCCCGGACAGCAGGCGGGGCACUCUGGCGCCUAACAUCCACCCUCUCAGCGGGGCCCUCACCCGGGCCUGCCCCCCCCCCCCAAUUUGGGAGCUAAGGAAACUGAGUCCAGCAGAGGGGAAGUGGCUGGCCCGGGGCCCACGAGCAGCGGCUGGGAGUCCUGGCUUGUGGCCCGGCGUCUGCAGGGCCCGUUGGAGGCCACCCCCGCCUUCCCCGGGACAGAGUUUGAGCAAGGCCCGGCCGGGCCCUUCCUGCCCAUUUCAGUUUCCACAGUUUCACUUUCGUUGGUUUCGACACCUGGAAGGCGGUUCCCGCUUCUCCCCACAGUGGCUGCUGCCGGGCAGCCCUUCAUCAGGCCCCCGCCCGUCCUCUCUGCCCCCAGGGACCCAGUGCAGACCCCACCCCCUCAGCACACAGACGCCGCAGGCAGGGAGGAGGAGGGCUCCAGCUGCCUUGGGGACAGGCCCCACCUCAGGGCUAGACAGACAAGGGCUCGUGGCCAGGGCUGUGGUAGUCAGGAGGCCGGCUGCUGGAGGCAGCCCUUGGCCUGGGGCCCCGAGGGACCAUGGGCUCCAUGUUCCGGAGUGAGGAGGUGGCGCUGGUCCAGCUCUUCCUGCCCACAGCUGCUGCCUACACCUGCGUGAGCCAGCUCGGCGAGCUGGGCCUCGUGGAGUUCAGAGACCUCAAUGCCUCGGUGAGCGCCUUCCAAAGACGCUUCGUGACAGAUGUCCGGCGCUGCGAGGAGCUGGAGAAGAUCUUCACCUUCCUGCAGGAGGAGGUGCGGCGGGCCGGGCUGGCGCUGCCCCGGCCUGAAGGGGUCGUGCCGGCGCCCCCGCCCCGCGACCUGCUGCGCAUCCAGGAGGAGACAGAUCGCCUGGCCCAGGAGCUCCGGGAUGUGCGGGGCAACCAGCAGACCCUGCGGGCCCAGCUGCACCAGCUGCAGCUCCACUCGGCCGUGCUGGGCCAGAGCCACGUGCCCCCGUUGGCAGCCACCGACAUAGAGGGGUCUUCAGAAUGGACCCCCCUGCUCCAGGCCCCCGGGGGGCCACACCAGGACCUGAGGGUCAACUUCGUGGCAGGUGCCGUGGAACCCCACAAGGCCGCCGCCCUGGAGCGCCUGCUCUGGAGGGCCUGCCGCGGCUUCCUCAUCGCCAGCUUCCGGGAGACGGAGCAGCAGCUGGAGGACCCCGUGACGGGCGAGCCGGCCACAUGGAUGACCUUCCUCAUCUCCUACUGGGGCGAGCAGAUCGGGCAGAAGAUCCGCAAGAUCACUGACUGCUUCCACUGCCACGUCUUCCCGUUCGCGGAGCAGGAGGAGGCCCGGCGCGGAGCCCUGCAGCAGCUGCAGCAGCAGAGCCACGAGCUGCUGGAGGUCCUGGGGGAGACGGAGCGCUUCCUGAGCCAGGUGCUGGGCCGGGUGCAGCGGCUGCUGCCGCCCUGGCAGGUGCAGAUCCGCAAGAUGAUGGCCGUGUACCUGGCCCUCAACCAGUGCAGCGUGAGCGCCACGCACAAGUGCCUCAUCGCCGAGGCCUGGUGCGCGGCGCGCGACCUGCCCACCUUGCAGCAGGCGCUGCAGGACAGCUCGAGCGAGGCGGGUGUGAGCGCCGUGGUUCACCGCAUCGCCUGCCAGGACAUGCCCCCCACGCUCAUCCGCACCAACCGCUUCACGGCCAGCUUCCAGGGCAUCGUGGAUGCCUACGGUGUGGGCCGCUACCAGGAGGUCAACCCCGCACCCUACACCAUCAUCACCUUCCCCUUCCUCUUUGCCGUGAUGUUCGGCGACGUGGGCCACGGGCUUCUCAUGUUCCUCUUCGCUCUGGCCAUGGUGCUGGUUGAGAACCGGCCAGCUGUGAAGACGGCGAAGAACGAGAUCUGGCAGACCUUCUUCGGUGGCCGCUACCUGCUCCUGCUCAUGGGCCUGUUCUCCGUCUACACCGGCUUCAUCUACAACGAGUGCUUCAGCCGCGCCACCGUCAUCUUCCACUCGGGCUGGAACGUGACGGCCAUGGCCAACCUGUCAGACUGGAGUGACGCGUUCCUGGCCCAGCACCCGCUGCUCGCCCUGGACCCCAACGUCACCGGCGUCUUCCGGGGACCCUACCCCUUUGGCAUCGACCCUGUCUGGAGCCUGGCCGUCAACCACCUGAGCUUCCUCAACUCUUUCAAGAUGAAGAUGUCUGUCAUCCUGGGGGUCAUCCACAUGGCCUUCGGGGUGGUCCUGGGAGUUUUCAACCACCUGCACUUUGCCCAGCCGCACCGGCUGCUGCUGGAGACCCUGCCCGAGCUGGUCUUCCUGCUGGCGCUCUUCGGCUACCUUGUCUUCCUGAUCGUCUACAAGUGGCUGUGCGUCACGGCUGCCAGCGCCGCCUCGGCCCCCAGCAUCCUCAUCCACUUCAUCAACAUGUUCCUCUUCUCCCGAAGCCCCACCAACCGGCCACUCUUCCACGGGCAGGAGGUGGUGCAGUCCGUUUUGGUGGUCCUGGCCCUGGCCAUGGUGCCCGUCCUGCUGCUCGGCACGCCCUUGUUCCUGUGCAGGCAGCACCGCCGCCACUCGCGGAAGAGGCUGGCUGGCCGACAGUCGGAUGAGGACCAGACCGGGCUUCCGGACUCACCUGACACUACUGUGGCCAGCUGGGGCUCUGACGAGGAGAAGGCAGGGUGCCCGGGGGACCACAAGGAGGCUGAGUUCGUUCUCUCCGAGGUGUUCAUGCACCAGGCUAUCCACACCAUCGAGUUCUGCCUGGGCUGCAUCUCCAACACGGCCUCGUACCUGCGCCUCUGGGCCCUGAGCCUGGCCCACGCCCAGCUGUCGGAGGUCCUGUGGGCCAUGGUGAUGCGUGAGGGCCUGAGCAUGGGCCGCAAGAUGGGCGUGGCGGCCGUGGUGCUGGUCCCCAUCUUUGCCGCCUUCGCCGUGUUGACUGUGGCCAUCCUGCUGGUGAUGGAGGGGCUCUCAGCCUUCCUGCACGCGCUGCGGCUGCACUGGGUAGAGUUCCAGAACAAGUUCUACUCAGGCACUGGCUACAAGCUGAGCCCGUUCACCUUUGCCAUGGAGGAGGAAUAGCGCCCACCUGUGGCCAUACCCACAACCCCCACCCUCACCUCACCUCACUGAGGUGGGAAAGGAAUAAAGAGGAGGAAACCCAGGAA